Fopius arisanus is the source of this 531-nucleotide messenger RNA. RefSeq lists its product as uncharacterized. Gene Ontology annotation, biological process: transcription initiation at RNA polymerase III promoter; transcription by RNA polymerase II. Gene Ontology annotation, cellular component: nucleus. NCBI's taxonomy places the organism in Eukaryota, Metazoa, Arthropoda, Insecta, Hymenoptera, Braconidae. The coding region runs from base 112 to 396 and encodes 94 amino acids. The transcript has 2 exons. The record is from RefSeq and is a predicted model, not a curated record.
UUUCCUCCUAACCUCGAUUGCACUCUCAAUUACACGUUUCACACGUUCAUGAGGGCAAAUAAAUCGUAAUUACAGAGUAAGAAUGGAAUAAUAAUUAGUUUAAUUCUGACAAUGGAACCACCGGAUAAUUUACAAGAAUUGCAGACACGACUUGCAGCUGAAGAAUCGUGUCUGAAAAAAAGUCUCGAUCAAAUUGAGGAGCAGAUAAAUGUCCUUCAGAUCGAACAACUACAUUUAAUUGCGUUGCUAAAGAACAGCUCGAAAGAUUCAGCAAAAGGUGAGAAAUCAAAGACUGAAGAACCUGAAACUAAAGUUGAAGAGCUCGACCUCAGUGUUCCAUUCCACAUGGAAGUCUUCGUUGAAGAGGAAGAAGAUGAAGACGAUGAAGACAUGUAAAAACAAAAAAGUUCCCCCGAAGUUUCUCUAAUUAAAAAAAAACAAGAAAAUUUCCCUCUGGAAGAAGAUUUAUCAAAUGAUCGACAACCAGUGCUUCUGUACAGCUUUGCUUAUAAAUAAUUUAUAAACAAUUAA